Molecule: messenger RNA, 3386 nt
Organism: Cynara cardunculus var. scolymus (artichoke)
Lineage: Eukaryota; Viridiplantae; Streptophyta; Magnoliopsida; Asterales; Asteraceae
Product: coatomer subunit beta'-2-like
Exons: 26
Coding region: 246-3002 (918 amino acids)
Biological process (GO): retrograde vesicle-mediated transport, Golgi to endoplasmic reticulum; intracellular protein transport; endoplasmic reticulum to Golgi vesicle-mediated transport
Cellular component (GO): COPI vesicle coat
Molecular function (GO): protein binding; structural molecule activity
Source: RefSeq, a predicted model, not a curated record
UUCAAAUUCCACCCUUUUUCUCUCCCACGACGAUUCACAGAGGGUGAUAUCAUACGAGCAGAACCUCUCUCUCGAUCUAAACCGAAAUCAUCACUCGAUCGCUAUCAAAUCGAUCAAUUCGGACGGAGAUUCAGUGUAGUUCUCUCUCUGUUCGAGUUGUUUUGCCGGAUCUCUCACUCGGAUCUUAGGGCUCUGGAUUUAGUCACGGAUUUCCAAUCAAAAGGCUAAUCUUUUGAUCUUCAACAAUGCCUCUCAGACUCGACAUCAAGAGGAAACUUGCUCAAAGAUCAGAAAGAGUAAAAUCCGUGGAUCUGCAUCCGACGGAGCCAUGGAUCCUCACAAGUUUGUAUUCAGGAACAGUCUGCAUCUGGGAUUAUCAGUCUCAGACAAUGGCAAAAUCCUUUGAGGUUACUGAGUUACCAGUCAGAUCAGCAAAGUUUGUAGCACGCAAGCAGUGGGUUGUUGCCGGUGCGGAUGACAUGUUUAUCCGAGUGUACAAUUACAAUACAAUGGAUAAAGUCAAAGUAUUCGAGGCACAUACAGAUUAUAUUAGGUGCGUGGCUGUCCACCCUACCCUCCCAUAUAUACUGUCUUCUUCUGAUGACAUGCUUAUAAAGCUAUGGGACUGGGAGAAGAGUUGGUAUUGUCAACAAAUCUUUGAGGGACAUUCCCAUUAUGUCAUGCAAGUGACAAUCAAUCCUAAGGACACCAAUACUUUUGCAAGUGCAUCGCUUGAUCGUACCAUAAAGAUCUGGAAUCUUGGCUCACCUGAUCCUAACUUCACACUAGAUGCCCAUCUCAAAGGAGUGAAUUGUGUGGAUUAUUUCACGGGUGGUGAUAAACCUUAUCUGAUUACAGGAUCAGAUGAUCACACUGCUAAGGUGUGGGAUUAUCAAACCAAAACCUGUGUCCAGACUUUAGAAGGUCACACACAUAACGUUUCUGCUGUGUGCUUUCACCCUGAGUUGCCAAUAAUAAUCACAGGUUCUGAGGAUGGUACCGUCCGUAUAUGGCAUUCAACCACUUAUAGACUUGAGAACACUUUGAAUUAUGGACUCGAAAGGGUUUGGGCUAUUGGAUACAUGAAAGGUUCACGACGGAUUGCCAUUGGCUAUGAUGAAGGGACUAUAAUGGUGAAAGUUGGUAGGGAAGAGCCUGUAGCUAGCAUGGACAACAGUGGAAAAAUUAUAUGGGCUAAGCAUAAUGAAAUUCAGACCGUUAACAUCAAGAGUGUGGGAGCUGAUUAUGAGGUCUCUGAUGGGGAGAGGUUGCCUUUAGCAGUUAAAGAGUUGGGAACAUGCGAUCUCUACCCACAAAGUUUGAAACACAAUCCAAAUGGGAGGUUUGUAGUUGUAUGUGGUGAUGGUGAAUACAUCAUAUACACAGCUUUGGCCUGGAGAAAUAGAUCCUUUGGCUCUGCAUUGGAGAUUGUUUGGUCAUCUGAUGGUGAAUAUGCUGUCAGGGAGAGCACUACUAAGAUUAAGAUUUUUAACAAAUCUUUUCAGGAAAAGAAGAGCAUUCGCCCGACAUUUUCUGCCGAGCGAAUAUAUGGAGGAUCUUUGCUAGCAAUGUGCUCAAAUGAUUUUAUAUGUUUCUAUGAUUGGGCUGAGUGCAGAUUGAUUCAACGGAUUGAUGUUAAUGUCAAGAAUCUUUACUGGGCCGACAGUGGUGAUAUGGUGGUAAUUGCCAGUGAUUCAUCAUUCUACAUACUGAAGUACAACCGUGAUGUAGUGUCAGCACAUCUAGAUAGUGGAAGAUCUGUAGACGAGCAAGGUAUCGACCAGUCCUUUGAACCUCUCUAUGAAGUCGAUGAAAGAGUUAGAACUGGAUUGUGGGUUGGGGACUGUUUUAUUUACAAUAAUUCUUCCUGGAGACUCAACUACUGUGUUGGUGGCGAGGUGACCACAAUGUUUCAUCUGGAUAGGCCAAUGUAUCUUCUAGGAUACCUAGCUAAUCAAAGCAGGGUUUAUCUCAUUGAUAAGGAGUUUAAUGUCAUCGGAUACACAUUGUUGCUCACCUUGAUCGAGUAUAAGACACUUGUGAUGCGUGGAGACCUAGAACAAGCUAGUGCUGUAUUGCCUUUAAUUCCAAAGGAUCAUCAUAAUAGUGUUGCUCACUUUUUGGAAUCACGAGGAAUGAUUGAGGAGGCUUUGGAAGUUGCUACAGAUCCCGACUAUAGAUUUGAGCUAGCCAUUCAGCUUGGUAAACUAGAGAUUGCAAAGGAUAUUGCUCUAGUAGCACAGAGCGAGACAAAAUGGAAGCAGUUGGGUGAAUUAGCCAUGUCUACUGGACUGUUGGGAAUGGCUGAAGAUUGUUUGAAGCAUGCAAACGAUUUGAGUGGUCUGCUGCUGCUGUAUUCUUCUUUGGGAGAUGCUGAAGAGAUAGCAAAACUUGCAUCUCUUGCAAAAGAGAGUGGAAAAAACAAUGUCGCUUUUGUUUGUCUAUUUAUGCUGGGUAAAUUGGAAGACUGUCUACAGUUGUUGGUCGACAGCAAUCGGAUACCUGAGGCUGCUCUGAUGGCACGGUCUUAUCUUCCAAGCAAGGUUUCAGAAAUAGUUGCUCUUUGGAGAAAAGACCUUAACAAGGUUAACCAGAAAGCAGCAGAAUCUUUAGCAGAUCCUGAAGAGUAUCCAAAUAUGUUUGAGGACUGGCAAGUUGCACUUGAAGUUGAAGCAAGAGCUGCAGAGACAAGGGAUAGUUAUCCUCCGGCAGCAGAGUAUGUAAAUUAUGUUGAUAGAUCCCACGUCAACCUAGUGGAGGUCUUCAAAAACAUGCAGUUGGACGUUGAGGAACCACAUGAAAAUGGAGGGUUGGAUCAUGAGGGUCUUGAACAAACCGAUAAGGAAGAGGAAUUUGUUGAUGGUCAAGAAGUGAGUCAAGAAGAGAGCCAAGAAGAAGACACUGCUGCAAUGGAUAAUGAUUCUUCAGACGGUGCUGUACUCGUUAACGGUAACGAGGCUGAAGAAGAGUGGGUGCUUACACCACGUCAUCAAGUCAACUGACUCAAGACGUUUCCUGCUUCACGCAACUCCUUCAGGUACGUGUUCGUGGUGUAAUUUUGUAAGCGCGUCGAUUUUGUAUUUUGGGACAUAUAUGAUAUAGACUUCAACUUCAGCUUAGUACUUUGAGUUUAGUUACUCUUUAGGUACUUCCAUCGAUAUUCUUUUUGAGGCGAUAAUUUUUCAUCCUUCAGAUCAUCUUUAUACUUUGUUAUUGUGAAUGUAAAAAACAUUUUAUAGCCUGUAGUAGGGGUGCGAGAGGUGACAACGGUCCUAUAAUUGUUUUCGUUUUGAUUGUAACGUUUAUUUGCACUCCGUUAGGAUUCUUGUGGUCGUGAAUCCUCUAUAUAUUUUCUUCGGUUAAUUGGAGUUUGCUUUGAUGCUAAA